AUGACUUCGAGGCGGUCUUUCCCUGCAGAUGACUUCCGUGUCUACUAUGUCCUUGCAGAGUGCACAGAUAACUACGACCCCUUUCCAGCUAAGGAGGCUGAUGAGAACCACCCCCACUUCCAGGGGGUGACUGGCCUGCGGAACUUGGGCAACACCUGCUACAUGAACGCCAUCUUGCAGUGUCUCUGCAGCGUCUCACCGCUGGUGGAAUACUUUCUCUCUGGAAAGUACAUCACCUCUCUUCAAAAGGACUGCAGUGAGGUCGCCACUGCUUUUGCCUACCUGAUGACAGACAUGUGGCUUGGAGACUCAGACUGUGUGUCACCAGAAAUAUUUUGGUCAGCUCUUGGCAACCUGUACCCUGCAUUUAUGAAAAAGAGGCAACAAGAUGCCCAGGAAUUCUUGAUUUACGUCCUGAAUGAACUUCAUGAAGCUCUGAAAAAGUACCACCGAAGAAGAUCAUAUGAUAAAGGCUCUGUUCCAAGGUGCUGCAGGAAGGUGGUCACCAGCGAGUCCUCCAUCAUCACCCGGCUGUUUGAAGGGCAGCUCAGUUACGGCAUCGUGUGCUUAAAGUGUGAGAGUUGCACCUACAGGAAUGAGGCCUUCACAGUCCUCUCCCUCCCGGUUCCAUCAGAAGAUGAAUGUUCUCUUCAGGACUGUCUCCAAUGUUUUUUUCAACAAGAUACACUGACCUGGAACAACCAAAUUCACUGCUCCUUCUGUGAAACCAAGCAAGAAACAGCUGUAAGGGCCAGUAUUUCCAAAGCACCAAAAAUAAUUAUCUUUCACUUAAAAAGGUUUGACAUUCUGGGUACAAUGAAGAGGAAACUGAGAACAGAUAUUCAUUACCCGCUAACUAACUUGGACCUUACUCCUUACAUCUGUCCAGUUUUUCGGAAACACCCUAAAUAUAACCUCUGUGCAGUGGUGAACCACUUUGGUGAUCUGGAUGGUGGCCACUACACUGCUUUCUGCAAGAACUCUGUCACCCAGGCCUGGUACAGCUUUGAUGACACACGAGUCAGUGAGAUUCCAGAUACUUCAGUUCAAACUACUACAGCGUAUCUCCUGUUCUAUAGCUGCCAGCCCUUUUCUAUUCCUAUACAAAAAUGCAAGAGCUAGAAAAAUGGUGUUUCCGGAAAUUUGCAAAAACAAGCAACCAGAAACUAGUACUUUGGCUUUGCUUUGUCAUUAAAGUCUUGCUUCUUUCACUGACAUUUUUUGUUUUCUUGCAUAAUAUGCAACCUUUUAAAAGAUAAGUUAAAUAUCAGCUGUGUCAUGGUCUACUGGAAAAAGCAACAUGACAAUAAUGCAGUGCUAUUGGUAGGCGGCUUUCAAAGUACUACAGAUUAUGAUACAUUAACUAUAUAACUUAAGUGACUUUAACUGAUCAGAUAAUGUAGUCAAGAAGUUCUAAGUACCUUACACAAAUUUAGUACAAGAAAAGUUGUCAAUUUUCUAUUUCCAAUCCCACCCUUUUGUUUUGAGAGUCUACUAAUUUGUGACAUCGACCAGACUCAUCUUUAGGAUCCUGUUUUAUUGAUCUAAUUUAUAGCUGUGGAAUCCCUGAGGUAAAUAAACUGUAAGUUCCUCUAUCUCUUCUAAAUCAUUGCUUUGUAAAGAGGGGGUUCAGUGUACUUCACUUUGUAGUCAUGCCUGACUCCUGUUCCUUAAGUUAAUUGUAGGAAUUCUAUUGUUAGAACAAGUCUAGGUAUUCAGUUAUUACCUUGCACUGACUUGCACUUAUCACUUAUGAUUCCUGAUAUAACAGAAUAAGCAAACUAAAUUUUAAGUGGAUAUAGUA
This is a messenger RNA of Condylura cristata (star-nosed mole), 1804 nucleotides long. RefSeq names its product ubiquitin specific peptidase 50 (gene USP50). The transcript has 7 exons. Lineage: Eukaryota; Metazoa; Chordata; Mammalia; Eulipotyphla; Talpidae. Gene Ontology annotation, biological process: endosome organization; protein K63-linked deubiquitination; Ras protein signal transduction. Bases 1 to 1122 code for a protein of 373 amino acids. Gene Ontology annotation, cellular component: midbody; postsynaptic density; dendritic spine. Gene Ontology annotation, molecular function: cysteine-type deubiquitinase activity. The record is from RefSeq and is a predicted model, not a curated record.